Messenger RNA from Schistosoma guineensis, 7063 nucleotides. Lineage: Eukaryota; Metazoa; Platyhelminthes; Trematoda; Strigeidida; Schistosomatidae. The record is from the annotation of a GenBank genome assembly.
ACUGUACAACAUGUGCUUUUAAGUGCGCGAGAUUUGGGAUUAUCAAAUGUCCAGCAAAGUCGUUAAUCCGAAAACAAAAAGAAGUAGAUAUCCUCGAACAGUUGUCCAGAAGUUGAAGUCUGUCGGGCAAGCUAUUGAACCUAAUUUACCAGUAAAUGGUGUCUCGGGUGCUGAUAAACCAUCUUCAAACAAUGCAUACUGUCCUCAUUGGUCUCAUGAUGACCUAAUUUCGGGUGUCAGAAAUGGAACACUUCUAUCAGGUAACCUUCGUAUCAAUCCGAAAAACUUCGAAGAUGGAUACGUAAAGCACCCGGCUGGUGAUGCUGAUGUAUAUAUCUCAACUUUAGCAUCCAGAAACCGAGCACUACCAAAUGAUAUCGUUGCUGUCAUGCUGGAACCAAAGCGCAACUGGAGGGUAUUUGAUUCUUUUAUUGAUGAAGCCACCAUGAGAGAAAUCGGGGAUUCAAAUCAGAAGAAGAAACUUAGAUAUGUUACUUUGGAACAGUUUCUUAAGAUUCAACCCAUGGGGUUAGAGCAACUCAUAGGAAGUUGUCUUGCAGAAGAGAUUGCACAGGAUCUAGAUUCACCUUCAGAUCCUAUUGACUCCUCCUCAAGUGAGCAAGAUGUGCAAAGUCACAAAGCUUGGUGGGCGAUUAUACAAAGGACUGGCCAUGUUGUUGGAAUCCUUCAAUCGCUACAUUCCCGUGCUUUCAUAGGAAAUCUUCAAAUUCCUAGUAAUUUCCAAACUCCGAAAAAAGUAUCUCCGAAAGGUGAUCAGAAUAAUAACCAAUCAGAGGCUAUACGUACAGAUCCAGUUCUUUCUAAUUGGAAGAAUGCUGUGCUCAUACCUACGGAUACACGCUUACCACGAGUCUUCAUACCUCGUGAAGCUUGUCCGGAAGGAUUCCUGAAAAAUCCCGAAACCUACAAAAACGUUCGUUUCAUUGGUCGUAUCACUGAAUGGUUUGAUUCGAAUAUGUUCCCGAAGGGGGAGUUGUUACGAGAAUUGUCUUGUGACUCUUCCACUCUGAUUCAGGAUGAAACGGAUAGGAUUUUAGUUGGUGCAGGAUUUAUUUGGGGUGUGGAGGCAGCUUUCCAGUUUCCUGAUAUUGUCACUGAAUCAGUUCGUAAGUCUGUUGAUGACGUGAAUGCUAUUCGUGAGAAGGAUUUUAUUUUCCGUAAAGAUUUUCGAAAAUAUUGUGUUUUUACGAUUGAUCCCAGUACCGCUAGAGAUCUUGAUGACGCUUUGCAUAUUAGACAGUUGGAACCGAGUGAAAUAGAAAAAUUAGAAUGCAGCGGUUAUCGAAACGCAUUUUACGAGGUUGGUGUACAUAUAGCUGAUGUUUCAUAUUUUGUGAAACCAGACAGUCCAGUUGAUAAGGAAGCGGCGUCCAGAGCAACUUCUAUAUAUCUAGUGCAACUGUGCGUGCCUAUGCUUCCACGUCUACUUUGUGAAGAACAAUGCAGUCUUAAUCCAGGAGAAGAUAAGUUAGCGUUUUCUGUGGUAUUCACUGUAACUGAGGAUGCCAAGAUUUUAACAACAUGGUUUGGUCGUACAUUUAUUCGUUCUUGUUGUAAACUCAGUUAUGAAGAUGCUCAGGAAUUUAUUGAUCACCCUGAUAGGGAUUGGUCGUCCAAUGAAUUUGUCAAGGUAGAUCAACCAUAUACCGUAAUGGAUAUGUGUAAAAAUGUCUUGAAGUUAAACGAUCUGGCUACUAAAAUGCGUAAAAGUCGUUUUCACUCUGGAGCGCUUCGCUUAGAUCAAGUAAAGUCUACCUUUUCUCUUAAUAACGAAAAUGGACUACCAUUGGGUAUAGCCCCUUACAUUUCGAAGCAGAGUAAUUGGCUUAUUGAAGAAUGGAUGUUAGCAGCAAACAAAUCAAUUGCUGAACGCUUAGCUAAAUACUUACCCGACUCAGCUUUUUUGAGACGACAUCCACCACCAUCUGUAAAACAACUGACCGAAGUUUCGUCUAGUCUAAAUGUUGCUGGGAUAAAUAUUAAUAUUGAUUCUGCCGGUUCAAUACAGGAUUCAAUUUGCCGUGAAGCAGGUUGUAAUGUCGAAGUUGGAUAUCACUACUCAGAUGCCCUUGUCAAAUUGUGUGAUGAUUUUAUGUCCAAUGUUUUGAUUCAUGAUGGCGAUUUAAUAGAAGAAAUGCAAAAAGUGAACCUCAACUCAGUUGUUCAAAAGGAGAAGUUACUACUCAAAACUCUUGAACAUGAAGCACGACUUCUUGUUACAGUUGCUUUAUUGACUAAAACAAUGAAUUUGGCUGUCUACUUCUGUUUAGGUCUACUACCAUCCGAGUUAUCGCCCUCACAUUAUGCUUUAAAUAUGCAAUUGUACACACAUUUCACUUCUCCUAUUCGUCGUUACGCAGAUGUUAUUGUUCACCGGCAAUUGUCAGCUACUUUGGCGAAAGAAGAAAGUGAUCCUGAAAAAGCAGAUUGGUAUUUAAGUACAGCCUUUCCAAAAGAAAUGACGCCAGUCGAAUUGCAACAACAAGCUGAGGUUUGCAAUUCUAAAAAAUUGUCUGCCCGACUUGCUGGGGAAGAAAGUGCUGAAUUAUUCUUUGUUCUGUUUGUCAAGGAAACAGGUCCAUUUAACGAAGUAUGCGCUGUAACAUCUGUGCUCGAUCGUUCAUUUGACGUCCUUAUCCUUUCUUGUGGUCUCACUAAAAGAGUUUAUUUACAGAAUCUAAAUUUGAAAAGUUAUGAAUUUGUUCCUCCCAAAACCGCUAUGGGAAAAGUCGUGGAGAGUGGAAAACUCUGUCUUCUGUGGAAUAGUGAUUUAUUAGAAAAUUUCAAUAUAAAGGGUUCGGAUUCUGCAGAUUGUAUUCAAAAUAUUACUGUUAGUUCGAAAACUACAUUAUCAAGUUGUGAUUGCUUUUAUAUGGAAAUUAAAGUUUUUGAUGUUGUCCGGUGUCGCGUUUCAGUUGAUUCUUGCAGUUCAAUAGACGAUGCCAGUCAGUGUGGUCGUCAAAAUACCUUAUUGCCAAAAUUACUUGUUACACUACUACGGUCAACAUGUAAAGAAUGUCACGUUGUUUAAUUAACUAAAUAACUUUCAUUAAUGAAGAAUUGGACAAAUUGUACAAUGUUGUAAUAUAUGUAUAACUAAAUGCUACCUUUCUACAUUCGUGAAAAUAAUGUUUGUUUUUGUUUAUAGACAUCCUUUUGUUUACUACUAAGCUGUGAUGUUACGGUUAUACUAUUAGUAUAUUAUUGUUGUUAAAUAUAUUUUGUGGUUUAUAAGUUAGGUCCCUCAUCGAAUUUGUAAAUUUGAAUUAUUGAAUGUUCUUCUAUUAAGUACAAGUAAAUAAGUAUAAAUAUGACAGGUUAGCUGGUUGAUAAAAUACUGUAGUGAAUAAUCGCCAGGUGAUUUCAAACUGAAUGCAGUGGGUUUGUAAAAAUGGUCAUACAUGUAGCAGUGGAACUAUCAAAGCUAUUAUCCCAUGCUUCAUAUGUCUCUCUGCAGCUGAUUAUUUUAAGGACUUUCAACCAGUAGUGCGCACUAUUAUAAAUACUUCAGCUAAACAGCCCAAGUGGCGUUACUAGAACUUGAGAAAUACGUGUGAUUCAUAGUUUAUUACUGACGUUUGUACUGGCUUGAGCAGUUUGGUAGUAAACUGUGAUCAGUUUAUAUAAGGUGUUUAGGUAGAUGCUUUCUGAAUUUAAAGUUUGUGUCUAGCUGUAAAACCAAAACAUGCUUAAAAUCAAUACUUAUAUGGCUAAAUCUUGUCUCCACAUGAGUCAAUGCGUAUUCAUUUCAGGUUCGAUGUUGACUAUCACUGAUAUUUAAGUGUAAACUUUUUGAUGAACCAACUAUAAUCUGUUAUUAUAAAUCUCUGAUAAUUUUAUAUAUCAUGAUUUCCUUUACCUAUGUCUCGUUUGAAUAAAUCAAUAAGGUAUUCUGUGCUUAAUACUGAGGCUUCCCCUUUUUAAAUCUUAUUGAAUAAUAUUAGUUGUCAUCAGAGGUUGUGUAGGGGUUGGUACUAUGUCAAGCCCACGUAAGUUAUUCUAACCUCUGGACAGACAAAUCUGCUCAUUCUUCUCAAGUCACAUUCUUACUUUGUUACUUAUUCGCUUAUUAACUUUGUUUUUAUUUGAGUGUAUGUGUGUUGAUUACUUACCCUACUCAUUAUGUGUCUAAACUAUUUUUGUUUGACUAUAAAUAUCGAGUCACGCUUUAUUAAAACGAGUUGACUCACUCGCCUUAUCCACUGAGUGUCCUCACGUUGCGUUUCUUAAUUAUCAGACGCCUAUCUAAGACUCGUGAACUGCAAACACGAGAGACUCAAGCUGGCUUCAGACCUGGUCGUGGCUGCAUCGACCACAUAUUCACCAUUCGUCAGGUUCUAGAACACAGGCAUACUUAUCGGCGUCCGACAAUGGUGGUCUUUCUCGACUUAAAAGCAGCAUUUGACUCUGUAGACCGCGAGAUUCUGUGGCAGUGUCUGUCAUUGAAAGGCGUACCCCAGAAGUACAUAAACCUUGUAAAGGCUCUUUACUCGAACACUUCUAGUCAAGUCGGAGCUUAUGGCAAACUGUCAUCUACUUUUGCAACCUCAAGUGGUGUCCGUCAAGGCUGUCCACUUUCUCCAUUUUUGUUUAACUUCAUCAUAGAUCUACUGAUGGAAAUAACUUUCUCGUCGACUGAGUUCUCGGGUAUUGAUCUCCAUCCAGGAGGUCCACUUAUCGACUUAGAAUACGCAGAUGACAUAGUCCUGUUUGGUGAAGACGCUGACAAAAUGCAGAGUCUUCUGGUAGCACUGAGCAACAAUGCCAGGAUGUUUGGGAUGCGCUUCUCUCCCUCUAAAUGCAAGUUGUUGCUCCAGGACUGGUCUGCGUCAACACCUGAACUAAGGAUAGGGAGUGAAGUAGUCGAACGCGUCGACAACUUCACUUAUCUUGGAAGUCUGGUCAGCCCUAAUGGGCUGGUAUCGGACGAAAUCUCAGCACGGAUUCGAAAAGCUCGUUUGGCUUUUGCCAACCUGCGUCACCUAUGGCGAAGGCGAGAUAUCCGUCUAUCAAUAAAAGGACGAGUAUACUGCGCGGCAGUCCGUUCUGUUUUAAUUUACGGCAGCGAAACAUGGCCAUUAAGAGUAGAAGACACUCGUAAGCUAUUAGUAUUUGACCACAGAUGCUUUAGAAAUAUUGCUGGCGUCUGCUGGGAUCACCGGGUAAGUAAUAGUGAGGUUAGACGUAGGGUAUUAGGGAAUGAUGGUAAAUCAGUUGAUGAGGUUGUGAAUCUUCAUCGACUGAGAUGGUUGGGCCACGUGUUACGUAUGCCUGAACACCGACUACCACGACGUGCAAUGUUAUCCGGUAUUGGAGAUGGUUGGAAGUUAGGGGCGGCCAAACCAAAACGUGGCAUCAGUGCUUGAAGACACUAACUUCUAGUCUGAGCCAUGUUAGUAGGUGCAGACUACCUGGUUGGGGUCCACGUGACUAUCGUAACCAUUGGUUGGAGACUCUGUGUGACAUGGCUCAGAAUCGACCACAAUGGCGUCGGUGUAUACACUCCCUGUCUUCCCUUAAACUAAGAGAUUAAAAUCACUUCAUAUCUUUCUUUCUACGAACCAAUUCUUUCUUCUUGUACUAUAUCUCUAUAUGCAAUCUUUCUCUUACAUAUUACUACCUUUGACCUAACCACUGCUAUGAAUCCGGUGUUCAUCUUGUGCUGAUGCGGUAUGGCAACUUGGACGAUGCACAUAUGUGCCUGGUCCUACGUUGUAGCUGACUGACUGACUGACGUUGCGUUUCUCUUUCUCCGCUUCGUUUCUCUGAUCGUCUCUCUGGAUCAACGAUUGUAUAAAAUAUACAUAUUCGAAAUCCAUUCUCGUAUUUGACUUGUUUAGUCCUAUUAUUCACCAACGUGAUUUAAGUCGAUAAAAUUAUACACGAGGGUAUUCCGGAUUUAUAUUUCGAUAGUAAUCAUUCAUCCAAUUUAAUUGGAAUCCGGUAAAGGGUUACUAACUUUGUUGAUGUAAUGAUAGUGCAUAUGAUUCGUUAGAAUUGUCAUCAAAACUAAAAACGCCACAUGCCGUGGUACGGUCGAAAGUGGUAAGAACCAACUCUCCCUCUCAAAACGCUCUCACAUGACCACGCGUGUACAGCCGCUGCCAGGGAAGUCCUACUCAUUGUCUUCUCGCGGCAGGGAUAUUGUUUACGAAGUCGAGAGGACGAAAAUCUAAUUUUCGGCGCUUUAACCGGGUUGGUGGAUGUGGAGGACCCAUCUAGCGGAGUUGGGAAAAAUCCUGAUUCCAAAUCAAUAGUUCAUAUAUGCUCCAGAAUCCUGUGGGCAUAAAUGGCAUAUGAACCUAUUGUUGGUCACCGGCUACUAUGGGACUGCAUCUCCUAACGUUGCUCCGCUGCCUUAGACCUUUAGGUCAAUGGCUCGAGGAGUGGUCUCCUAAGAAAACCAUUUGCUCCAGUUUGGGAGCCCGGACAGCAUCACAGUUCUCACAGAAAUCAAGUGAUUUCUGAGGCUCAUAUCUAUUUGGUGCAUCCUUGUACCGAUGUUUAUGAGUUUAAAUAAAUAUUAAAAUGUCUUAUAUACGCGCGUAAAAGCGAAACUCGACGUAGCUAAUGCUGUAAUUUGUACUUUAGAAAUAUCUUGUAUUAUAUAGCACUGCAUAAGUUUUUUAACACUACAUUGGUGAUCACUUUUGUUCAUUAUGGGUGUUCUGAAAAUUCUGAUUGUUGAAUAAAAUGUUGCUUAUGACUUGUAAUAAUUUUUUAUUCACAUUGGCUAUCCAGUUAUAAUAGUCAUCUGGUUUUUCUGAAUAUAUUAAACAUGGUUGUUUUUUGACGAUGUUAAUUUUGUCCGACGUUUGGACUGAGCAAAAACAACAACUUUUGUCAUUCAAAUUAUAAAUUUAUAUUCCAAUUCUUUCGCUUUCAUUUUCGAUGUACUUUAUACUCCUCAGAAUGACUUGAUAGUAUCAGUGUUAAUGCUCACUUUAUGAAAUAUAUACUUUUUUCAAGAUUCAAUUACUUUUUAUGUAACAUAUUAUUUGACAUGUUGAUAUCUUUUUUAUUUAUGAUUGUAUUGAAUGGG